AUGUUGUCCACUCUUUUCCUCGCCGUUGCGGCCCCCGCACUCGCAACCGCCUUCAACGCCCCCAACGUCCCCGUUGGCACCGACGACAGUAGCCCAGAUGGCCUCAUCCGCUUCCCUCUCAAAGUUAGCACCGGCGCACCCGUCGUCAAGGGCGUCACCAAGCGACAAAACGAAGUCGCCCUAGAAAGCCAGCAGAAUGGCUUCUUCUACAGCAUCGAUGUUACCCUGGGAACCCCUGGUCAAAAGGUCACCGUCAACCUGGACACAGGCUCCGCCGAACUUUGGGUCAACCCUGUAUGCGAAAAGGCACAACAGCCUGCCUUUUGCAAACAGUUUGGUCAUUUCGGCGAGAGCAGCACCUUUGUCGACUUGAAUACUACUGGUGGUGUUGUCUACGGUACUGGUUAUGCCUACUGGAACUAUGGCUACGAUAAUGUCGUUGUUGGAUCCGCCGCUAUUCGCAACCAAGUUUUUGGUGUCGCAUACGACAGCUCCUUCACUGGUGUUGGUAUCAUGGGUGCUGGCCCUGAUCUGAACGGCUGGGAUGCGCCUUACCCUCUGGUCAUUGACAGCAUGGUCAAGCAGGGUCUCAUCAAGAGCCGUGCUCUGUCGCUCGACAUUCGCACACUUAACAGCGACCGAGGUGCCGUUAUCUUUGGUGGUAUUGAUACCGCCAAGUAUACUGGCCGUCUCCAAAAGCUCCCCAUCAUCCCCGCCGCAUCCUCCCCCGAUGGCCUCACCCGAUACUGGGUCAACCUCGAUGGCAUUAGCCUCGUUCAGGAGGACGGCACCGUUGACUCUGCCUUCUCUGGAUCAACCCCCCAGCCUGUCCUCCUUGACAGCGGUUACACCGUCAGCGCCCUGCCCGGAUCCAUCUUCAACAAGAUCGUCGCUGCUUUCCCUACUGCAAAGUCCAACGGUGGCGCCUAUGUUGAUGUCGAUUGUUCCGUCGCCGACAUCAAGGGCAGCGUUGACUUCAAGUUUGGCGACAAGACCAUCAAGGUCCCCUACGCCGACUUUAUCUGGCAUAACGAUGAGCGCUGUGUUCUCGGUGUCUUCCAGGAUGAUGAAUUCCCCGUUCUUGGUGACACUUUCCUCCGCGCUGCUUACGUCGUCUAUGAUUGGGACAACCGCAAUGUCUGGAUCGCCAACAACGAAGACUGUGGCACCAACCUCGUCGCCAUCGGUACUGGCCCUGAUGCUGUGCCUGACCUGGUUGGCCAGUGUGGUUCUGACUCCGAGACCACCACUUCUGCUUCUGAGACGGCUUCUGCUACCGGGACUGAGACCGAGACCGAGACUGCUUCUGCCACUGAGAGUGAGGCUGUCACUGCUACUACUGAGGACGUCACUUCUGCUGAGACUGACACCACCACUGGAUACUUCCCUACUACUCGUUACUCCAACGGUACGGUCUCCGUCACCGGAAAGGGCACUUCUACCACCAAGAAGGCUACUGGCGGUUCAGGCGAGUCUUACGAGCUUCCCAGCUACACUGACUCUUCUGCUUCCGCCACCAUCACCUCUACCGUUGUCACCAGCAAGGUCUACACCGUUACUGCCUGCCCUCCCAGCGUCACAAACUGCCCUGUCGGUCAUGUCACCACAGAGACCAUCACCUCUCUCACAACCUACUGCCCAGGCUCUGACGGUUCUGCCCCUCACCCUACCACAGUCGAAGGCGAGGGUGCUCCCCAUCCCACCGGUGCCGCUCACCUCACUUCCUAUGUCACUGCCACAAACAUGCACACCGUCACAUCUUGCCCCGGAGAGGGAGCUUGCCACACCAGCGUCAUCACCGAGAUCGUGCACAACACGCAGAUCGCUUCGCCCGAAGAACCCACUGGUAUCUUCACCAUCCCCGAGGCUAUCCAGUGUGGCGCUGGCAACUUUGGCUGCAAGGAGGCUACCACUAAGGGAUACCGCACCGUCACCAUCACCCCCGUCGUCAAGGCUCCCAAGCCUACUCCCGUUCCUGGCUACUGCGCUACUUGUGGUCCUCUCAAGGGCCACGGACACCACAACGACGAUGACGACAAGGAGACUGCUACCGGCGGCUACACUGCCCCUGGCAAGCAGACUGGUGGUUAUGACCAGCCUACCCAGGCUCACCCUGGCCAAGAUUACCCCAGACCUACUGGAGAUUCUCCCAAGCCUACUGGUGGCUCCGACAAGCCUACUGGUGAUUCCGACAAGCCUAGCGGUGACGCCCCCAAGCCCAACCCUCUCGAGGAGCUCCAAACCUACCGCCCCACAAACGUUUUCCCCCAGAUCCCCUCAAGCGUUGCGACAGUUGUCAAGCCCACGGGCACACCACAAGCUGGCGGACCUUCUGAGCCCGCAGGUACUCCCCCUGUGGUGAUCAACGGUGCAUCAGGCUGGAACGUGCCUGUUGUUGCAGCUGUUGUUGUUGGUGCUUUCGUCGCAGCCCUAUAA
This is a messenger RNA of Fusarium pseudograminearum CS3096, 2436 nucleotides long. RefSeq lists its product as uncharacterized. Gene Ontology annotation, biological process: proteolysis. Gene Ontology annotation, molecular function: aspartic-type endopeptidase activity. The record is from RefSeq and is a predicted model, not a curated record. The transcript has 2 exons. Bases 1 to 2436 code for a protein of 811 amino acids. NCBI's taxonomy places the organism in Eukaryota, Fungi, Ascomycota, Sordariomycetes, Hypocreales, Nectriaceae.